Quercus robur (English oak) is the source of this 625-nucleotide messenger RNA. RefSeq lists its product as uncharacterized. The transcript has 2 exons. Bases 32 to 496 code for a protein of 154 amino acids. Lineage: Eukaryota; Viridiplantae; Streptophyta; Magnoliopsida; Fagales; Fagaceae. The record is from RefSeq and is a predicted model, not a curated record.
AACGAAUGAAUAAUGAAAAUCAGUCAAAGGCAUGGCGUGUGUGGGGAGUCUCAUGCUAAGGCCAAGCCAGUGUUUAGUGUAUACUACUACUGCUACUACUUGUAAAACCAAACAUUCUUCUUCGUUAUUACCCUUUACUCAUCCAAGAAACAGCAGCAGCAGGAGGAUAGUGUCAGUGAGAGCGGAGAGCAGCACCAGCAUGGCUACCGAGUCUGAGAAACUUGGAAUCAAGAUCGAGAGGAACCCUCCCGAUUCCAAGCUCACCCAACUUGGUGUCAGAAAUUGGCCCAAGUGGGGCUGUCCUCCAAGCAAAUUCCCAUGGACAUACGAUACAAAAGAGAUCUGCUAUCUACUUGAAGGAAAAGUGAAAGUUACUCCUGAUGGGUCUUCUAAGUCAGUCGAGAUAGGUGCCGGCGACUUGGUCGAAUUCCCAAAAGGAAUGAGCUGCACUUGGGAUGUGUCAGUAGGUGUUGAUAAGCAUUACAAUAUGGGCUAGCGAUAUUCCGAAGCCUUUUUUUUUUCUUCUUCAUAUUCCAGUAUAUUUAUGAAUCAAGUAAACCUAAAUGUCCUGUCUUAAUGCGAGCAUUAUAAUAUGGCCAGUGAUGUGCCGAAGCCUUUUGCCUCA